AGAGAGCGCCGUCUCAGCGGCAGAGAUGGCAGCACGCUCUCUGAAGAUGACAGCGUCCGUUCAGUACCUCAGAAAACUGCUGGGGAAGAGCAGCUGCGCGACAAGCAACCUGCUGAACACUGGACAUAAAACACAGAAGAACACUACUGAUUAUAAAACGAUCAGGAACAAAGAUGGAAAAGGUCAUAAAAGAAACAUGCAAUUCCAAGACAGCACGACAGAGCAGUAUAUGAGGAAAAGUGUAAUCUUAAGGAGAAAAGAAAAUGAAAGUUUUGGGUUUGACAUCCAGGCAAGCAGUGCUGAGAGAAGAAUCUGCGCUGAGCAGGGUUUGGGCUCGUGUGUGUGUUGGGUGAAGGAGGACAGUCUGGCAGAGAGUAGUGGGUUACUGACGGGUGAUGUUAUAACAGCGAUCAACAGCGUGUGCAUUGCUGGAUUCACUCAUCAGCAGAUCAAGGAUCUGCUUCAAAAGUCCCCCACCCUUAUAAUGGAGAUUAUCAGAGGUGCUACAGAGAAGCAGAGACAACUGCUAAGCAAGCUUUAUCUCCUGCAGAAACAGUUUACAGAGAAAUGCGAAGAGCUUCAGACACUCAUCGCGGAGGAAGUGCGUCUUACAGGAGGUGCUGUGGAAGAUGUCCUUUCUCAAGGGUCCUCUGCUAACCACUGCUGACAGUAUAUGGACAGAGAGCAUUGUUCCACUUCUGCUCUCAAUCAAACCUAAUCAAGGUUGCUGGCUUCACUGGAAAUUCACAGGCUAGUGCAUUAAUAGGGUCGAAACUAAGCUCUGUGCGUUCUGUGCUCUUGAAGCAGUUUAAAGUUAGUAUGCCAAAGGAGACCCCAAGAGACCAUAAUCAGACGGCUUCUUUUCUGUAUUAGUGAAUUAGUGAGUGAAAAGCUAAAUACUGAUGUACAGAGAUGGAAUUAUUUAACUAUUUUUUACUGAAUUUUGUAUUAUCUAUACUGUAUUUGUGUACUUUACACUAUUAAGCAGUCAUUUUUUUGUCAGUUUAUUUAACUUAAUCUAAUUGAUAUCCUGUCUAAAUGAGUUUUGUGUAUAUAUGUACAAAGUUGCCUAAUAUUUAUUCAUUUUCAUAUUUAUAUAAUGCCUCUUCAAUAAACUUUGAUCACACGCU
Molecule: messenger RNA, 1130 nt
Organism: Puntigrus tetrazona (Sumatra barb)
Lineage: Eukaryota; Metazoa; Chordata; Actinopteri; Cypriniformes; Cyprinidae
Product: cytohesin-interacting protein
Exons: 8
Coding region: 26-667 (213 amino acids)
Molecular function (GO): protein binding
Source: RefSeq, a predicted model, not a curated record